AUGUGGUGCUGCCAUAUCGAUGCGAAUAAUCGAUAUCUAAGGCAUCUCUGAGUUUCGUUGGUCGAAACAAAAACGCAGAGAAAACUUUGAUAAUAUUUAGUAAAUAAUAACAAAUAUAAUACAAUAAAUAAACCAUGAAUAAACUAAAGUCAAGCCAACACCGUGACAAGGUGAAAAAAUUCAUUUCGCUAACACAAACUGGCGAACAGACGGCCAUUUUCUGCCUGCAACAGAAUGAUUGGAAAAUGGAUUUGGCUAGCGAUAACUAUUUCCAGAAUCCCGAAUACUAUUAUCGGGAGCUAGAUCGCAAGCGUAUCGAGCAAUUGUUUAUGCGCUAUCGGGAUCCAAGUGAUGCUCAAAAGAUCAGUUCACAAGGUGUUAUACGAUUUCUAGAGGAUUUGGAACUCAGCCCAGACUCGAAACUGGUGCUGAUCAUUGCCUGGAAGUUUCAUGCUGAAGUACAGUGCGAAUUUUCUCGUGAUGAGUUCAUUAAUGGCAUGUGUGACCUGGGCACAGAUAGCAUUGAGAAGCUGAAGUCGAAAUUGCCAUUACUGGAACAGGAAUUGAAUGAUGCGGGCAAAUUUAAAGAUUUCUAUCAUUUUACUUUCAACUAUGCAAAGGAUCCGGGUCAGAAAGGCAUUGAUUUGGAAAUGGCCAUUGCAUACUGGUGUAUAGUGCUCAGUGAUCGCUUCAAAUUCUUGGGCAUCUGGUGUAAAUUUCUCGAAGAGAAACAUAAGCGAGCCAUUUCAAGGGACACUUGGAACCUUCUCCUGGACUUUGCCACCAAUAUUGAUGAUCGCAUGAGCAACUAUGAUUCAGAGGGGGCUUGGCCAGUGCUUAUUGAUGAUUUUGUCGAAUGGUGCCAAGAGAAUAAUCAUCUUGCCGCAGAUCAGCAGCACACGCAACAACAGCAGCAAUCGUCGUCCCAGAAGAACAUAUCCAGCGCUUACCAGACCUCGCAUAGUACAAAUAUGAAUUAUGGCUAACGAUCGUUGCUUGAUAUAUAUAUAUAUAUACCUAUAUUCUCAUUAAUGAUAAA
Messenger RNA from Drosophila innubila, 1039 nucleotides. It is a transcript of the gene SCCRO, whose product is annotated as DCN1-like protein. The record is from RefSeq and is a predicted model, not a curated record. Gene Ontology annotation, biological process: positive regulation of ubiquitin-protein transferase activity; protein neddylation. The transcript is spliced from 2 exons. Gene Ontology annotation, molecular function: ubiquitin conjugating enzyme binding; cullin family protein binding; ubiquitin-like protein binding. Gene Ontology annotation, cellular component: ubiquitin ligase complex. The coding region runs from base 135 to 986 and encodes 283 amino acids. Lineage: Eukaryota; Metazoa; Arthropoda; Insecta; Diptera; Drosophilidae.